Clonostachys rhizophaga is the source of this 1767-nucleotide messenger RNA. NCBI's taxonomy places the organism in Eukaryota, Fungi, Ascomycota, Sordariomycetes, Hypocreales, Bionectriaceae. The record is from the annotation of a GenBank genome assembly.
AUGUCGAAUAUGCUCAAUCAGACCACUAUUCCAGACAGGCCCAUGGCGGCUCAAAGCCAAGGUGACCCUACCAUGGCAAGCAAUGACGCAGGAAGACUCGACGUGCCAGCUCCGCAAGCUGACAGUAAACGGGUUUUUACCUUGUCCAAUGGCUGCCCGAUCCGGGAUCCGUUAUUAGGUGAGCAAGUUGAGAAGUCAGGCCGAAACCGAUAUGCCUCGCAGCUCAUACAGGAUCUCAAUAUGUUCGAUACGCUUUCCCAUGUCACUCGAGAGCGGAUUCCGGAGAGAUAUGUCCACGCAAAAGGAGUGGGCGCCUUUGGCGAAUUCGAGCUUACUAACUCUGAUGUUCAGAAGUACACCGAUGCCAAGUUUCUCCAACAGACUGGCGUCAAUAAGAAGACUCGUCUCUUCGCUCGCUUCUCUACAGUCGCUGGGGAGCGAGGCUACCCAGAUACAGUCAGAGAUACGAAAGGGGCGGCCUUCAAGCUCUACACUGAAGAGGGAAACCUAGACUGGGCAUUCUUGAACCCGGAUAUCUUUUUGAUCAGAGACCCUGUCAAGUUUCCUAGUAUGGUCCAUGCUACGAAGCGCGAUCCGGCAACCAACUUGCCUGAUCCAAACAUGUUCUGGGACUACUUCAACAACCAUCCCGAAGGUUACAACGCCUUGAUGAGGAUCUUCAGUGACGAAGGGACUCCCAAGUCGUAUUCAAGAAUGAAGAUCAACAGUGUCAAUACCUACACCUUUACCAAAAAGAAUCCGGACACCAACACUUGGCAGUCAACCUUUGUGAGGCUAAGGCUUGUCCCAGAUCCUGAGCCUAAUCAGGAUGAGGACUAUUUCUCACUCGAUGAGGCGAUUACCAUGGCUGGCAAAGAUCCAGAUUAUCUGACGCGAAGACUGUAUGAUGAAAUUAACUCAAUGAAAAAGCCUACCUGGAAUGUUUAUGCACAGAUCAUCGACCCAACAAAGCAAGAUGAUAAUUAUUACAACAUCUUCGAUGCUACGAAAGUCGUUCCUGACUCUCAGUGCAUUGAGGUGAUCAAAAUUGGAAAGAUCACAUUGACUGAGAAUCCCCAAAACUUUUUCACCCAAGUCGAACAAGCAGGGUUCAACCCUGCAAAUGUGGUACCAGGCUGGGACGUCUCUCCAGAUCCAGUGCUCCAAAUCCGCCUAUUUAUGUAUGGUGAUACUCAGAGAUAUCGCCUUGGUGUUAACAAUGAUCAACUUCCCACCAAUAAACCUGCCGAUAACAUUAAUGUCUGGACGCCGACUAGACGCGACGGAGCGCAUAACAUUCAAAACUACGGCAAUGCGCGAAACUAUAUCCGGAAGGAUGAGAGCCAAGAGCCAGAGUACUAUAACGCCAGCUACUUGAACUGGGAAGGCCGGGUGGUCAGGUUCAAGAGCCAAGUUGGCGACCAGGACUGGCGACAGUGCGCGGAUCAUUGGAUAGAGCUAAGUAAUAUGCAGAAGAACCAUUUCAUCACGAAUGUCGCCAGUUCGCUAUCAACAGCCUCUGUCGUGGUGCAGGAUCAAACCAUAGAGAUUUUCAAGAAGAUUUGGGAGAUUGCUGACCCAGGACAUGCCGCUAUGUUGGUCGAUAUGCUCAAGCAGGCUCUUAGACGUCUGCACAAACAGAAUGCUGCACACCAAGACAAGCCCGGCGUUAUUGCAGGCGGAGAAGAUGGUCAUGUGAUCAACUAUAUCCCUCCGCCGGUUCCUAACCCGGCGGCUGGCUCCCAAGAGGUGUACAAAAGUCUCUGA